AUGUCGAUUAAACCUUUUUCUAUUGAAGUUAAAGACAAAACAAAAGAAAAAUCGCAUCAUUUCGCGCUGUACAAGGAAUUUGAGAAGAUAAAUUUGAAACAGAUUGAAAAAGAUUCGAAUAAUGGGACACAAUUUACCCGACUUGCCAGAAUGAAGAAGCAGUUUCUGAAUUUAAUAAACACAAAAGUUUUACACAAAGAUAACUUGAAUUUUAAAGACAAUUUCAAGAACCAGCUCUUAGCGUUUCAAGGUGCCACAAGGUUACUGAUUAUAGCUGGUCAAUGUAUCGGAUUAAACCCAUUUUUGGGUGUACUAGAAAAUGAUGUUUCGAAAAUACGAUUUAGUGCGAUUUCAUUUAGACAUUUUUAUAGUUUGUUAAUAUGUACAAUUCAAAUUAUUGGAUCAGUAUUCAGCUUUGUCAACUUAACAAAAAAUGGCGUGUCUGUUACAAAUUUAGCGUAUUUCAACUUCUAUUGCACAACUUGCGUUACUAGCAUUCUCUUCUUAAUACUUGCAAGGCGAUGGCAAAUGCUAAAUAAGGAAGUAUCGCUAUCUCGCUUAGAUGAAUAUACUGACCCAUAUAUCCGUCUCAAAUGCGUCACCGCAGUUGUAAUUAUACUAAGCCUGGGAUUGGCGGAACACAUACUCUCGGCUAUCUCAAACUUCACACUUUUAAUGCAUUGUAAAGACAAUAUUGACAAUUUAUUAAGAGAUUACGUUAAAGAUCAUUUUCCUUGGAUGUUUGAAUUGAAUAGAACAGAAUACAAUGUGGUGCUUGGAAUAUUUUUUAUGUUCAUAAACGUAGUGAAUGCCAUGAAUUGGAACUAUUCCCAUGUAUUCAUCAUUUGUAUAAGUCUGUAUUUGACGUCUCUAAUAGAACAGGUGAACAAGAAAUUAAUAUCAGCUGAAGGUCAGUACCUCCCAUCAUCAUUUUGGAAGGCUCUCAGGGAAGAUUACAAUAGAGCCACGCGCCUGGUUAAAACUUUCGAUGAUUAUAUAAACAGCCUCAUACUUGUGGGAGCCACGCGCCUGGUUAAAACUUUCGAUGAUUAUAUAAACAGCCUCAUACUUGUGGGGUUUGCUAGUAACCUAUUUUUCGUCUGCUUGCGUAUUUAUUACGUUUUAGCUUUCAGACCGUUCAACGGCUAUGAGCACGUGGUGUAUUUCGCAUUUUCCCUCGCGUUCGUGCUGUCUCGCUCGCUCGCUGUAUCGCUGAUCGCUUCGAAGGUUCAUGUCGCGUCAUUGGAGGCCGCACCAACGUUAUAUAGUGUGCCAUCAUCCGUUUAUUGUAUUGAGGUACAGAGAUUCAUCGAGCAAGUCCACGGGGAUACUGUAGCACUCACUGGAAUGAAUUUUUUCUACGUCACACGACAGCUGGUGCUCUCUGUAGCGGGAACAAUAAUUACGUAUGAGCUAGUGAUGUUGCAAUUUAAUAUUGACAGCCCCGGUACAGAUGGCGUUGAUAAUUAAUUUG
Messenger RNA from Zerene cesonia (dogface butterfly), 1474 nucleotides. RefSeq names its product gustatory receptor for sugar taste 64f-like. Lineage: Eukaryota; Metazoa; Arthropoda; Insecta; Lepidoptera; Pieridae. Bases 1 to 1470 code for a protein of 489 amino acids. Gene Ontology annotation, cellular component: membrane. Gene Ontology annotation, biological process: detection of chemical stimulus involved in sensory perception of taste; sensory perception of chemical stimulus. Gene Ontology annotation, molecular function: taste receptor activity. The record is from RefSeq and is a predicted model, not a curated record. The transcript has 13 exons.